Molecule: messenger RNA, 1497 nt
Organism: Cinclus cinclus
Lineage: Eukaryota; Metazoa; Chordata; Aves; Passeriformes; Cinclidae
Gene: ANGPT1
Product: angiopoietin 1
Exons: 10
Coding region: 1-1497 (498 amino acids)
Biological process (GO): angiogenesis; Tie signaling pathway
Molecular function (GO): receptor tyrosine kinase binding
Source: RefSeq, a predicted model, not a curated record
AUGUCAGUUUUCUUUUCCUUUGCUUUCCUGGCAGUGAUUCUUGCUCUCGUAGGCUGUAACCAGCGUCGGGGUCCAGAAGGCAGUGGGAGAAGAUUUAACCGGGUUCAGCACGGGCAGUGCACCUACACUUUCAUUCUGCCAGAACAGGACGGGAACUGUCGUGAAAGCACGACAGACCAGUACAACACAAAUGCUCUUCAGAGAGAUGCUCCUCACGUGGAACAGGAUUUCUCUUCCCAGAAGCUGCAACAUCUGGAGCAUGUGAUGGAAAAUUAUACUCAGUGGCUGCAAAAACUUGAGAACUACAUUGUGGAAAACAUGAAAUCAGAGAUGGUGCAGCUGCAGCAGAAUGCUGUGCAGAACCACACUGCCACCAUGCUCGAGAUAGGGACCAGCCUCCUCAGCCAGACAGCAGAGCAGACAAGAAAACUCACGGAUGUUGAAACCCAGGUGCUAAAUCAAACAUCCAGACUCGAAAUUCAGCUACUGGAAAAUUCCUUGUCAACGUACAAACUAGAAAAACAGCUGCUACAACAGACACAUGAAAUCCUAAAAAUUCAUGAGAAAAACAGUUUACUUGAGCACAGAAUUCUAGAAAUGGAAGAAAGACACAAAGAGGAACUGGCCACUUUGAAGGAGGAAAAAGAGAACCUACAAAGCUUAGUCACACGACAAAGCCACAUAAUCCAGGAACUAGAGAAGCAGUUAAACAAGGCAACAAGCAAUAACAGUGUCCUGCAGAAACAGCAGCUUGAAUUGAUGGAUACAGUUCACACCCUGAUCACCCUCUGCUCCAAGGAAGGCGCUGCUAAAAAACAUAAUGCAAAAAAGGAGGAAGAAAAGCCAUUCAGAGACUGUGCAGAUGUAUACCAAUCUGGUUUCAACAAAAGUGGGGUCUACACUAUUUAUAUCAACAAUGUGUCAGAUCCUAAAAAGGUCUUUUGCAAUAUGGAAAUUGCUGGAGGAGGAUGGACAGUUAUACAACACCGAGAGGAUGGAAGUCUGGAUUUUCAGAAAAGCUGGAAAGAAUACAAAAUGGGUUUUGGUAGCCCAUCAGGUGAACAUUGGCUGGGAAAUGAAUUUAUCUUUGCAAUAACAAGUCAGAGGCAAUAUUCUCUGAGAAUUGAAUUAAUGGACUGGGAAGGAAACCGGGCAUAUUCACAAUAUGACAGAUUUCACAUAGGAAAUGAAAAACAGAAUUACAGGCUUUAUUUGAAAGGUCACAGUGGAACUGCUGGAAAACAAAGUAGCCUGAUCUUGCAUGGUGCUGAAUUCAGUACAAAAGACGCUGACAACGACAACUGCAUGUGUAAAUGUGCACUCAUGUUGACUGGAGGGUGGUGGUUUGAUGCCUGUGGCCCCUCCAAUCUCAAUGGGAUGUUCUACACAUCUGGCCAAAACCACGGAAAGCUCAAUGGCAUCAAAUGGCAUUACUUCAAAGGCCCCAGCUACUCCUUGCGCUCCACCACCAUGAUGAUUCGGCCUUUGGACUUUUAA